This is a messenger RNA of Magnolia sinica, 999 nucleotides long. RefSeq names its product LIM domain-containing protein WLIM1-like. Gene Ontology annotation, cellular component: plasma membrane; actin cytoskeleton. Gene Ontology annotation, biological process: actin filament bundle assembly. The coding region runs from base 95 to 691 and encodes 198 amino acids. Gene Ontology annotation, molecular function: actin filament binding. The record is from RefSeq and is a predicted model, not a curated record. Lineage: Eukaryota; Viridiplantae; Streptophyta; Magnoliopsida; Magnoliales; Magnoliaceae. The transcript is spliced from 5 exons.
CUCUCUCUCCUCUUCUAGUAGAUUGCUUGCAGAGAGCAUUGAGAGAGAGAGAGAAAGGUAGAGCAUUUGGUUGGUGGGUUUUGUAUUGGAAAGCAUGGCCUUUGCUGGAACAACCCAGAAAUGCCGAGCCUGCGAGAAGACAGUCUACCUCGUCGAUCAGCUCACCGCCGAUAACCGCAUUUAUCACAAGGCCUGCUUUCGAUGCCAUCACUGCAAGGGGACCCUCAAGCUCAGCAACUACAAUUCUUUCGAGGGGGUUCUGUACUGCAAGCCACACUUUGAUCAGCUCUUCAAGAGAACAGGCAGCCUGGACAAAAGCUUUGAAGGAACCCCAAAAACCACCAAGGCAGACAAAACUAUCGAUAGCGAGAGCGCUACGCCCAACCGCGUCUCGAAUAUGUUUGCAGGCACAAAAGAGAAAUGCGUGGGAUGUAAGCAGACAGUCUACCCCAUCGAAAAGGUUACAGUGGAUGGAAGUGCAUACCACAAGAGCUGUUUCAAAUGUACCCAUGGGGGGUGUGUAAUCAGCCCAUCCAACUACAUUGCCCAUGAGGGGAGGCUUUACUGCAAGCACCACCACACACAACUCUUCAAAGAGAAAGGAAACUACAGCCAGCUCGAGAAUGAUCAUGAGAAGGUGGCAGUGUCUGCUGAGACAGUAACUGCCACAAAAGCUGCUGUUGAGUUGUAAGUCAUGUGGAACAGAUGCUUUUCAGUCAUCUACUUCACUGCAGUUGCAGGUUUUUCCUAUAGUCUCGUGUGGUUGAAGUGUUGGAGAUGCUGCCAUCAGAUUCAGUGGGUCUGUGUUUUUUUCUUCUGUUGGGCUUUUUUUUUUUUUUUUUGGUUUUUGUGAGAUUAUGAGAUAUGAACCGUUCGUUUGUGUGACCAACUUCUGUAUGGAACAACUCUUGUUGGGUAUCUAUUGAGAUUUUGAAUAAAGUUGGGGUGGCCCGCUGGAGUUGCUUCUUUUUGGGUCCCUAUUGAUAUUGUGAUGUUCAA